AGACCAAAAUCACCAAUCAUGUUUGAGUUGAUUUCUAUUUCUGGCCAUCACCCUAAUUUCAUCAUCAAUACUAUAAAUAGGCCAAUCCAAAACCCCAUAAUCCCAUCAUUCUUCUCUUCUCCAACAACCCAUUUUUCAUACUCAUUCAAUAAAUCUAUUAACCCUUUACAAUUCUCUGUUUCAUCACCUACCACUUCAAUUCUUGCUCACAAAGGAAGUGAAGUAGAAUUUGAGAAAGGGGUAGAAGAGGAGGAAGAAGAAGCAAAAACAGUAGUAGACGCUGCCAUGACGAUUACUCCAGCGAUAAGGAUUUCUGACAGAAAACUAAUGGUGAAAGACAGAACAAUAUUAACAAAUGUACCCGACAACAUACUCACCACUCCCGGUGCUGCAUCAGGUCCAUUGGAGGGUGUAUUUCUUGGUGCAGAAUUUGAUCAUGACAAUAGCAGCCAUGUUGUGUCACUCGGGAAAUUACAGGAUGUUCGGUUCUUGUCUUGUUUCAGGUUCAAGUUAUGGUGGAUGGCUCAGAAAAUGGGUGAUAGGGGAAGUGAAAUCCCAAUGGAAACACAAUUUCUUCUUGUUGAAACAAAAGAUGGAUCUCAUCUCGGAUCCAACAACAACAACAAUGAUGAUAAUAUUGUGUAUGCUGUUUUCCUUCCAUUAAUUGAAGGUUCAUUUCGAGGUGUUCUUCAGGGGAAUCCUGAAGACGAGCUCGAAUUAUGCCUUGAAAGUGGUGAUAAGGACACUGUUGGCUCAACAUUUAAUCAAGCAGUUUAUAUGCAUGCGGGCAGUGAUCCGUUUGUUGUCAUCACUGAGGCAAUUAGGGCGGUGAAGUUACAUCUCAAGACUUUCCGGCAACGGCACGAGAAGAAGCUCCCCAAAAUUGUUGAUUACUUUGGGUGGUGCACUUGGGAUGCUUUUUAUCAAGAAGUUACUCAAGAAGGCGUUGAAGCCGGACUCGAAAGUCUUACAGCUGGUGGUAUCCCGCCGAAAUUCAUCAUCAUCGACGAUGGCUGGCAGUCAGUCGGCGGUGAUCUAGAAGUUGAUAAACCAUUGAUGAGACUUACAGGAUUAAAAGAAAACGAAAAAUUUCAGAAGAAAGAAGAUCCAACGGUGGGGAUUAAAAACAUUGUGAAUAUAGCUAAAGAGAAAUACGGGUUGAACUAUGUGUACGUAUGGCAUGCGAUAACGGGUUAUUGGGGCGGAGUCCGACCAGGAGUGAAGGGGAUGGAGGAAUACGGGUCGGUUGUGAAGUAUCCGGAUAUUACAAAAGGGGUGAUGGAGAAUGAACCAGGUUGGAAAACGGAUGCAAUUGCGGUUCAGGGUUUGGGUUUGGUUAACCCGAAAAGUGCUUAUAAGUUUUAUAAUGAAAUGCAUAGUUAUUUGGCAUCAGCUGGGGUGGAUGGAUUGAAGGUGGAUGUGCAGUGUAUAUUGGAGACACUAGGGGGUGGUUUAGGGGGUCGGGUUGAGCUCACUAAACAGUAUCAUCAAGCUCUUGAUGCUUCCGUUGCUAGGAAUUUCCCUGAUAAUGGUUGCAUUGCUUGCAUGAGUCACAGUACUGAUGCGCUUUACUGUUCAAAGCAGACGGCAGUUGUGAGAGCAUCAGAUGACUUCUAUCCAAGAGAUCCAGUUUCACACACCAUUCACAUUGCUUGUGUGGCAUACAACAGUGUGUUCCUUGGAGAAAUUAUGCUGCCUGAUUGGGACAUGUUCCACUCCCUUCAUCCAGCAGCCGAGUAUCAUGGCUCAGCGAGGGCGUUGAGUGGUGGACCUGUCUAUGUUAGUGAUGCACCUGGCAAGCACAACUUUGAUGUUCUGAGGAAGCUUGUUCUUCCCGAUGGUUCAAUUCUUCGUGCUCGUUUGCCUGGUCGACCUACAAAGGACUCCCUUUUCACUGAUCCUUCUCGUGAUGGUGUUAGCCUUUUGAAGAUAUGGAACAUGAACAAAUACACUGGUGUUCUUGGAAUAUACAACUGCCAAGGUGCAGCGUGGAGCACGGUUGAGAGGAAGACCACGUUCCACAAAACCAACUCAGAGGCGAUAACAGGCUAUAUAAGGGGCCGUGAUGUCCAUUUCAUAUCUGAAGCUGCCUUGGACCCCAACUGGAGUGGAGACACAGUUCUUUACUCUCAUGGAAGUGCUGAGCUUGUUGUUCUCCCGUAUAAUGCAGCAAUGCCUGUUUCUUUUAAGAUCCUUGAGCACGAGACAUACACUGUCACGCCUGUUAAGGUCUUGGCACCUGGCUUCAGCUUUGCACCUUUGGGGCUCAUUGACAUGUACAAUGCUGGUGGGGCAAUUGAAGGACUAAAAUAUGAGGUGAAGGCAGGCGCAGAACUGUCUGAACUCGAGGCUGGAUAUCAAGGUGAAGGAAAUCUUGUGGCUGAAGAUAAAAUUGAGAACUUGAGCACAGAAGCAGUUGCAGUAGUGUCGAUGGAAGUAAGGGGAUGUGGCCGAUUUGGUGUUUACUCGUCUGUCAAGCCGAGGAAGUGCAGUGUGGGUGGAGAUAUGCUUGAUUUUGCCUAUAACUCAGAAUCUGGUUUGUUAACUUUGAAUCUUGAUGCUAUGCCUCCAGCAGAUCAGAAAGUGCACAUCAUUGAAGUUGAAGUAUAGAUAUUAGGAAGGAAGAGAUUAUUAAGAAGGGGAUUUUUUGGGGACUCAAAAAGUGAGAUUGGGACUUUAGAUAACUUGUCCGGUCCUGCUAACACGAGAUGUUUUGUGCCUUACUAGAUUAUGAUCCAUAGUAUGUGUCCCCACUUAUUUGUAUCACCAUUGAAUAGUUAAGCGGCAU
Messenger RNA from Solanum verrucosum, 2788 nucleotides. Its product is annotated as probable galactinol--sucrose galactosyltransferase 6. The record is from RefSeq and is a predicted model, not a curated record. The coding region runs from base 19 to 2610 and encodes 863 amino acids. Lineage: Eukaryota; Viridiplantae; Streptophyta; Magnoliopsida; Solanales; Solanaceae. The transcript is spliced from 5 exons.